UCACUUUCAAUCUCACAAGAACAAAUACAAGCUCAGAAAAUCUCAUCAAAAUUAACUAAGCAGCAGAGGGAAACACCUGCAAAAAUGAUGAAAGGAGCAGUGAUAUCAGUGCUGGCUGCUGCAAUCAUCCUCCAGGCGAUGGCAAUGCAAGGAGAGGCAGUUAACUGUGGGCAGGUGAACAAGGCACUGAGCUCCUGCGUUCCCUUCCUGACAGGGUUCGAUACUACUCCUUCUCUUACAUGUUGUGCUGGGGUCAUGGAAUUGAAGAGGCUUGCUCCCACCGUCAAAGAUAAAAGAAUCGCAUGUGAGUGUGUCAAGACCGCCGCAGCUCGCUACCCAAAUAUAAGGGAGGAUGCUGCCUCCUCCCUCCCUUAUAAGUGUGGGGUUGUCAUUAAUGUCCCCAUCUCUAAAACCACUAACUGCCAUGAGAUCAACUAAGAUGCAGGCAUGUGAGACAUAAACCGUUGGAUGCAUCCCUUCUGUAUUGUUUAGUUACAUCCGAAUAAGAAAUUGCUAUUGGACUAAUAAUUUAAUGAUGGAGGGCUAUGUAUCUUGAUCUACAGAAUUACGAUUUCUGUUGUCUUUUAUUUUUAAGAAUUUCAUUUUUAUACAAUGUGUAUUUAUGCUUUAAUCAAACUAAGCAUUCAAUUGCACUUAAAUGCUUAGUUUGAAGAUGAAUUCAUAUUUCAAUUUUACUUGAAUAAUUGCAAGUUUGAA
Molecule: messenger RNA, 717 nt
Organism: Ricinus communis (castor bean)
Lineage: Eukaryota; Viridiplantae; Streptophyta; Magnoliopsida; Malpighiales; Euphorbiaceae
Product: non-specific lipid-transfer protein B
Exons: 2
Coding region: 85-438 (117 amino acids)
Biological process (GO): lipid transport
Cellular component (GO): membrane
Molecular function (GO): lipid binding
Source: RefSeq, a predicted model, not a curated record